This is a messenger RNA of Hydra vulgaris (swiftwater hydra), 1228 nucleotides long. RefSeq lists its product as uncharacterized. The record is from RefSeq and is a predicted model, not a curated record. Lineage: Eukaryota; Metazoa; Cnidaria; Hydrozoa; Anthoathecata; Hydridae.
UUAUCAAAGCAUUUUGUUAAAACAUGUAAAAACAUUUAUAAAAAAUAAAAACAAAAAAUUUUCUGGUUGUUUGAGUUUUUUUGUCUGUUAGAUACAAAGUAACAAGUGUAUAUAAUAUCAUAGAAUCAUAGAUAAAUAAAAUUAUUUUAUGUAGAAAUGUGCCAUUUGUAAUUUGUAACCAAGGAGAUUGCUAUGGCUCCUAGUGAAUUAUCUGAGAAGGAUUUAACACGAUCUAAGAGUCCUGAUAGUGGAUCAGAUGGAGAUACUAAGUAUGCGUUACAAGAAGAUAAGAAAAAAAGUCAGCCUCAAGGAGAGAUUCGUGCUGGAUUACGUUCUUUAUUUUCUGAUAAACCAGUAAGAGUGAAGUUUGUCAAUUUGACUGGUAAAGAAGUGCAGUUGUAUUGGAUAAAUUAUGUUGGAGAAUGUGAAAAGGCUUUUAAACUUUUAGAUGGAAAGUGUGAUGUGAUUGAUACAUUUGAAACUCAUCCUUGGAUUGCUGCAAAUGCGCGUAAUAAAAAGGUGCAUCAUGCAUUUACUAUUGGUAAUAAUUUAGUGUAUUAUCCUAUUCUUGGACCAAAUGGAGGAAAAUUUGCUGUAGCUGAGAUUCGAAAAGCUCCCGAAAAACUUGCUGAAUUAGCAUCUAGUCCUAAUGGUGUUGAGGUAACUGUGAAGUUCAUUAAUCGUACUUCUUGUCGCGCUUUUUUAGAAAUAAUUAAGGAGGACGGAGAGAGAGAACUGAAACAUACUUUAAAAGCUGGAGAAACAUUCACUACCGUUACUCAAGAGAAAACAUAUUGGAUUUCUGUUAUGGACAAAGAAACUGAUGAAGGGCUUUUACUAAAUUACGGUUGGUACUAUUCUCCUAUGAAAACAAGAAUGAAGAAAGAAAGAUGCUACAUUACUGACUAUAUUUAGUCGUUUUGUUCUCAAAUUAUCAAACUUCGUACAAAGUAUUUCACUCGUCAAAGACGAUAAAACCCUGAUUACCUCCUGCACUAGAUCGUGUUACAGAUGAUUGUUUUAUAUACGACGUGCAUACUUGUAUGUACGUAUCGAUUUUUGUGUUAUAUGCUAUAUUUUUGUAACUGACGUGCAUAUUUUUUGUACUUCUUUUUUAUAUAGCAAGUUAAUAUUAAAAUUAAAGCUUUAUGUACAAUAUACAAUUAUUUUUUAUCCUUUAUUUUUAUGUAAAAUAUAUUUUUAUGUAAAAGAUAAAUAAAAAUUUUAA